AGCCCUGUUCCAGCGCACACACGCAGCGCCAGCCUUGAGUCUGUUUCUACCCCCUUCCCGCCUGUUCACCACCACCAUGACCCCGGGCAUACGGGUUCCUCUCCUCCUGCUGCUACUUCUAGCAAGCCUAAAAGUCCGCAGUGGUGCCUCCUCCUCAGCCACCAGCCCUCCAGGGAACUCCUCCAGCACUGCAGUCCCCAGUGGUGCCUCCUCCUCAGCCACCAGCCCUCCAGGGGACUCCUCCAGCACUGCAGUCCCCAGUGGUGCCUCCUCCUCAGUCACCAGCCCUCCAGGGGACUCCUCCAGCACUGCAGUCCCCAGUGGUGCCUCUUCCUCAGCCACCAGCCCUCCAGCGGACUCCACCAGCACUGCAGUCCUCAGUGGUGCCUCACCCCCAGCCACCAGCCCUCCAGGGGACUCCUCCAGCACUGCAGUCCCCAGUGGUGCCUCUUCCUCAGCCACCAGCCAUCCAGUGGACUCCACCACCUCCCCAGUUCAUAGUAGCACCUCGCCCCCAGCCACCAGCCCUCCAGGGGACUCCACCAGCUCUGCAGUCCUCAGUGGUGACUCAGAUCCAGCCACCAGCCCUCCAGGGGACUCUUCCAGCACUGCAGUCCCCAAUGGUGCCUCCCCGGCCACCAGCCCUCCAGUGGACUCCACCACCUCCCCAGUUCAUAGUAGCACCUCGUCCCCAGCCACCAGCCCUCCAGGGGACUCCACCAGCACUGGAGUCACCAGUGGCACCUCUUCCUCAGCCACCAGCCCUCCAGGGGACUCCACCAGCACUGCAAUCCACAGUGGCACCUCGUCCCCAGCCACCAGCCCUAUAUUGGACUCCUCCAGCACUCCAGUUCACAGUGGUGCUUCCACCCAAACCACCAAGGCUGUAUCAGACUUAGCUAGCACUCCAACCCACAAUGGCAUCAUGGUCCCAACUACCAGGUCUGCAUUGAGCUCAGCCACCAGUCCAGCCCAUGAUACCUCUGCGGUGGCCACAACUCCAGUCCGCAAUGACACUCAGUCUUCAGUUCCAAGUCAGCAGCCCAUCUCUCCUACCAUCCCUGACAUCUCCAGCCACAGUACUAUUAGCAGCAGCUCUUACUACAGCACAGCGCUCUUCCCUACCUUCUCCAGUAACAGCUCACCCCAGUUGUCUGUUGGGGUCUCCUUCUUCUCGUUGUCUUUUUACAUUCAGAACCACCCAUUUAAUUCUUCCCUGGAAGACCCCAGCUCCCGCUACUACCAAGAACUGAAGAGGAACAUUUCCGGAUUGUUUCUGCAGGUUUUUAACGGAGACUUUCUGGGGGUCUCUACUAUCAAGUUCAGGUCAGGCUCGGUGGUGGUAGCAUCGACUAUGAUUUUCCGGGAGGGCACUUUCAGUGCCUCUGAAGUGAAGUCACAGCUCGUACAACAUAAGAAGGAGGCAGCUGACUAUAAUCUGACUAUCUCGGAAGUCAAUGUGAGUGAGAUGCAGUUCCCUUCCUCUGCCCAGUCUUGGCCUGGGGUACCAGGUUGGGGCAUUGCCCUGCUGGUACUGGUCUGUAUUUUGGUGGCUUUGGUCAUCGUCUAUCUCAUUGCCCUGGCAUUGUGCCAGUGCCGCAGAAAGAGCUAUGGACAGCUGGACCUCUUUCCAACCCGGGACACCUACCAUCCUAUGAGUGAAUAUCCUACCUACCACACUCACGGGCGCUAUGUGCCCCCUGCCAGUACCAAACGUAGCCCCUAUGAGGAGGUUUCGACAGGCAAUGGCAAUAGUGGUCUCUCUUACACCAACCCGGCUGUGGCAACCACUUCGGCCAACUUGUAGGAGCAAGUCACCCUACCCACUCGGGCAGCGGCAGUCGGCUCCGGCAGUCCACUCCCUCCGUGGUCACUGCCAGACCCCUGCACUCUGAUCUGGGCUGGUGAGCCAGGACUCCUGAUAGGCUGAUCACAGCCUUCCUCAGAGGCUUUGUCACCACGUUAGCCUGGUGAAGCCCAGCCCUGCCCUGAGGGACACUGGGGUAGUGGUGGUUCUCAGGACUGGACUAGAAAACCUGGAGAUGGGACCCAAACGUGGCUGAAUAAAAGAUGACUUCCUGUUAGUUAUGCCA
Messenger RNA from Rattus rattus (black rat), 2093 nucleotides. RefSeq names its product mucin 1, cell surface associated (gene Muc1). NCBI's taxonomy places the organism in Eukaryota, Metazoa, Chordata, Mammalia, Rodentia, Muridae. The record is from RefSeq and is a predicted model, not a curated record. The transcript has 7 exons. Bases 77 to 1807 code for a protein of 576 amino acids. Gene Ontology annotation, cellular component: apical plasma membrane.